CCCCAGCCCGGCCCCACCGCCGUCGUGCCCGCCUACAUGCUGGACCUCUACCGCCUGCAGGCGGGCGAGGACGAGGACGAGGACCGGGACCGGGACCGGGACCCGCACCGGGGCGCCCGCCUGCGCUACCCCGAGAGGUCGGCCAGCCGUGCCAACACCGUGAGGAGCUUCCACCACGAAGGUCAUUGCGGGAUUCCCCCCGGGCCCAGCGCCGCCCCCCGCCUUCGCUUCGUCUUCAACCUCAGCAGCGUGCCCGACAACGAAGUGGUCUCUUCGGCGGAGCUGAGGCUGUACCGGGAGCAGGUCCGGGAGCAGAGCCCCGGCUGGGAGAGGGGCUUCCCCAGCAUCAACGUUUACGAAGUCAUGAAGCCCCUCUCCGAGGAGCGGGGGCAAAUGAUCACGAGACUACUGGACACGCGGCUGGUGCAUCACAACGAGACGCGGUGGGAGAGCUUCGACGUGAGCCCCGCCGUCAUCCGGUGGACCAAGGACAAGCAGCCCAACCACGGCCUGGCGGUGGAGGUGGUCCACCUCGGCCAGACGCCCGCGCAUCAGGGCAAACACGUCAGGAUUAGCCGAUCUUUACCUCAAGGGGACGGGGACUGGGCUCAGCUGCGGCCCCUGCUGGUGACUUUCAGCCACGAUGGCAAGGGCCACGCGCUGGUGCGGAGAGCCAAGCGCAGCCCCAAGCACCAGCGGCCCCGCAAGAACAAAAAGAACUGCCGGCGCCACGCGCUCUAUGUGGAUUUCAGCGACGUGGGCUGGAACGACUGGAUCGUGGCCCCGCCUGGGUACCAGGCCUUUUACUGCCACGGAGACUGCCCCUUCCCCCUGGCCGACCACCUGAACUCCACCAACCACGCCAUCGUGCAGACCUUGGUCAACUCCGUCAACGCCAGCAUCCCCAAGGCGUGCUGUGUGCCCACCGAGCUCAGCGCCAUCUCCAUGCUCUACCUAGAUGAGUAUGACAAAGUGGUCCUGAAAAACUACCAGGAGAUGGUGGUGGAGGGGUGCGGGUGCCGCUGACCCCCUCGCCUUCCCUCCCCCACCCCCCUCUCCCUUCCUUCCCUGCCCUCCUCCCCGGACCCCAGAACUGCUCGUUCCAGCCAGACUCUAAACUAAACGUUCACCUUGACCUUAUUUAUGACUUUUAUGUGCAAAUGUUUUGACAAUAAUGAUCAUAUAUUUUGACAAAAUAUAUUUAUAACUACAUAUUAAAUGAAAAAAAAA
This is a messenger RNA of Alligator sinensis (Chinese alligator), 1230 nucleotides long. It is a transcript of the gene BMP4, whose product is annotated as bone morphogenetic protein 4. The transcript has 2 exons. The record is from RefSeq and is a predicted model, not a curated record. The annotation marks the transcript as partial. Gene Ontology annotation, molecular function: BMP receptor binding; growth factor activity; cytokine activity. Gene Ontology annotation, biological process: negative regulation of apoptotic process; BMP signaling pathway; SMAD protein signal transduction. Gene Ontology annotation, cellular component: extracellular region. NCBI's taxonomy places the organism in Eukaryota, Metazoa, Chordata, Crocodylia, Alligatoridae.